Phyllostomus discolor (pale spear-nosed bat) is the source of this 681-nucleotide messenger RNA. It is a transcript of the gene PGPEP1L, whose product is annotated as pyroglutamyl-peptidase I like. Lineage: Eukaryota; Metazoa; Chordata; Mammalia; Chiroptera; Phyllostomidae. The record is from RefSeq and is a predicted model, not a curated record.
AUGAAACCUUUCACAAUGUAGGAACUCUCCGAGCAGGGUCUGGGGAGUGAUGCGCAGGUGGAGUUGCGGACACUUUGGCUGCCCGUGGAUUACAGGGAGGUGAAGCCGAGAGUCACAAGAAUCUGGGAAGAUCUCCAACCCUCGGCCAGUUGCCGGUUCUGCGACCCUGAGGCUAAGAGCCUCUUCUCCCCAGCUUCUCCCAGUAACGUGUUCUUUCCAAGCCAGGGGGACAAAGCCUUCAUCUCCCCGGGAGCGUCUGCAAUCACACCUUACUACCUGUCUGCGCAUCACGGAAAUGAGUGUGCAGCGCUCCUCCUCCCCCCUCCGUUAUCUCCCUGGCUCCCCACCAGCCUGACUCCGGUUAUGGUUUUCAUGACAAUAAAAUGCAAACCUCGUAAUUUUUUUUUUAUCUUAAAAGAUGCAGCGGGCCCGUGUGAUUCUGCCCAGAUUGCCGGGACCGCAAUUGCCGUCUGUAGAGCCGCACGCGGCGGGCUGAUCCGUGACCAGCUGGCCAUGGGGACACACAGGCGUGGCCACCGCUCGGUGCCUGGGUCCUGGCCUCCAAGCUCCUGCAUCCAGGUGCCGUGGGCAGCUUCCCAGCCACGGACCCUCAAGUAUUUGUUUUCCUUUGUAACCUUUGUUUUUAAAUGUGGUAAAAUACAUGUGACCUAAAAUUGACCA